Amoebophrya sp. A25 is the source of this 2388-nucleotide messenger RNA. The record is from the annotation of a GenBank genome assembly. NCBI's taxonomy places the organism in Eukaryota, Dinophyceae, Syndiniales, Amoebophryaceae.
AUGUCAUACACCGGUUUUACUGGAGGCUCUUCAGCUUCAAGUAGCGGAUUCCAAGGAUCAGCCUCGGCAUCCCCAGAUUCAACUAGCGUCGCGAGAUCUUCCUCUACUGGAGCUGGAGCACCGGGUCCGGCGGUUCCGGUUCCGCCAGGCGCAGUUGGGUUCCCUUUUGGGCAUAACGGGCCACCCAGCACUAACCACGCAGCUAUUGCAACUUCUACUGGAGCUGGAGCACCGGGUUUGCCUCAGGCGCCAGGGCCGCGUGCUUUCUCGCAAGCGACCUACGGUGGGCAAAAUGUGAACGGAUCAAUGCCAAAUGGAAAUGCGGCCAACAAGAUUUCGUGGGCACGCAAACAGUCUGAGUACUUGAUGAUUCAAAUCUUUGAUUUGGUUCUACGAGUGAAGAAAUAGUUUGAGCUCACUCUUUCUCUACCCUGUAGUACUAUGAUCAAAAGAUCUGUUAGUCGUGACGAGUUCGAUGCAAAUACAUCAAUCAUGAUCAUCCACGAUUGACAAUUUUUAUCCUCAUCUUUUUCAAAAGAUGACACAUGAAGUCCUCCUGUAACUACACUUCUUGUUCUAAUUAUUCGUACAUCUACUUUCAGGCCUUCCGUCGUAGUUUCCGAGAACAAUGAUCGAGGGAAGGGUCUGCUUUUGGCACACGGAAUUACCGUUGUGGACCCUGGUCGCUCUUCUAGCUAUGCGGGGUCGGCGAGCGGGUCCUCUUCCAGCAGUCGGGAAGAAGCUAGUGGUGGUGGUGGUGGACUGAAGAUGUUCAGCGGCACAACUUCUAUUCCACCAGGUGCAGCAGCAGGCUCCUCUUCCGCGAGAACCACGGCCAGUAGCAACAGCAGUAAUUCGUCCGCGGCAUCGACAAAUCAUGGGAGGCGCAGCUCAGGAGCGUCUAGCUCGGGCAAGAAGUCCUCUGGUGGUACUAGUUCUUCAGGAAGGAAUGCGGGGCCCUUGGACUACCCAGUGAUCUGCCUCGAACGGGGCAUCGAGGUCUGCACGACGGAAGAGGAGAACCGAGUAGAGCUGCGACCUCGAUGGAAAGUAGCGCAGAUUGUAGAACUCAGAGGAGGUCUUGCGCGCGUCCAGGUAGUGGCGAAUCCUUUGUCCGCGGAUCACGGUGUAUCAAGGCUGGCGCCGGAGCAGCUACCCGGGUCGACUUUCGGCGCGGUGCUGGAUGGCGGGUACAGCCUCAGUUUUUGGGUAGACCUCUACGGCAAUUGCGUGCAGCCAUUCGGGACCCACACCGUGAAACCAUCUACUCGCAGACCUGUAUGGAGUUUUCUGCAUCCCCCGAACCCUCCACACAUCACAUGCGGAAAUCCUCCACACAUGACUGGGGAGUCUUCUGCUUCCCCAAUCGAUGAUAAUUUUAGCUCACCCAGGAGUAGAAACGUGUGCACGUGGGAAGGUACGUGGAACGCAGAACAGCAGGACGGAGAUGCAGACGACGAGUCACGACUUGACUUCAUCGAUAGAUCACAGUUAUUUGCGGGAUUCUAGAAUAAGGUCCUUUAUCCAGCAUCAGUCUUAUGAUGAUGCGAUAUAUGAAUCUAGGCUGACGCGACCAGGCUCAGCUUGAAGUAGGCUUUUGGUAAUAAACAUGAUUCACUGGAAGAUUAACUGUAAUUCGUGAUGAAAUUUGAAAUGAAAAUUGACAAGAGUAGAAUUUGAGAAUAUGACUAAGCAGGCUGAUUAUGGCUUUUUCGAUAAUGCAAAGCAUUCCAUGAUCGGUAUCAUGGAUGAGGAUAUUUUUUUGGGGACAUUGAAGACAGUUAUUGCACAGACCAUUGGAGGAAUUCGCUGAAAGGAAACCUUGCUUUCGGUGCAUCUUAGGAUGAACACUUACUUGUAACUACUGCAUGUUCGAAUGAAUACUUACUUGUACCUACUACUUGCGUCAAUGAUGUUUAUGUUAUUCGAAUGAUACGCCAAUUGAAAAAUGAAUACCUACUACUUGGAGCUACUACUUGCAUACUCAAAGAAGUCGAACCUUAUGAUGGUGAUACAGGGAUUGAUUAUACCACAAAUUUGUUUUAAGUGAGUCGUUUUCAUCAUGCCAUGUAAUCAAUGCUGAUUUUUUCUUCUGGAAACAAAUGAACCACAAUCCAAUGAAUCAGUGAACAACAACAACAACAAUGAUAUCUCAUGCUAGAAGAUUUCGGAAUUUGUCGCAAAAGAAUACAUAGGACUACUGCAACCAGUGCUUAGAAAUGGACCCCAAUUAUAAGGUGAAGAGCUCAACAUUUUAACGCGGUGCAAAAACGAUGAGAAAAGAAAAAUGUUGAUGGAGCAAGCAAAAGAACGAACAGAUUAUCAAAAAGAACGCGGAUGCAUAUCGUAGAAACAUUCAUCUGCUGAAGAUGUAGCUAGAGAAGAUGA